AUGGCCACGCCUGGGAGCCGGCCUUUCCCUGGCGGGUCGCGGGACAUCCUGUGGCGCGUUUUGGGUUGGAGAAUAGUUUCAAGUAUUGUUUGGUCAGUGCUGCUUCUGCCCAUCUGUACCACAGUGUUUAUAAUCUUUAGCAGCAUUGAUUUAUUUCAUCCCAUACAGUGGCUGUCAGAUUGUUUCAAUGACCUAUAUAGCUCCUAUGUAAUCUUUUACCUCCUGCUGCUUUCAGCUGUAAUAGUGAUAAUAAAUAUUUUCAAUGUAGAGUUUUAUACAGUUGUGCCUUGCAUUUCCUGCUCCAGACUGGCACUGGUCGGAAAGAUCUUUCAUCCUCAGCAAGUUAUGCAUUCACUUGUUCAUGCUUUUAUGGGGAUGGUGAUGGCGUGGUGUGCUGCCGUGAUAACCAAGGGCCGAUACAGUUUUCUUGUUGUUCCCUGCACAGAUUCUGAGAGCUUAGAUAGUCCUGCUGCACAGUCUUGUUUAAAUGAACAUCACCUUUUUUCCCUUCUGGCUGGAGCAUUCAUGGGAUAUAGCUAUAGCCUUCAGUAUUUUAUCAACAACAUGAAUUACCUUCCCUUUCCCAUCAUACAGCAAUACAAAUUCUUGCGCUUUAGGAGGUCUCUGCUCUUGCUUGUUAAACAUAGUUGUGUAGAAUCACUGUUCCUGGUUAGAAAUUUCUGCAUCUUGUAUUAUUUUCUGGGCUAUAUUCCCAAAGCUUGGAUUGGCACGGCUAUGGACCUUCGAGAAGAUAGGCAGUUAAAUCCUCUUGACACUGUGAGUGGUCUCUUGAAUCUCUCAUUACUCUACCAUGUCUGGCUCUGUGGUGUCUUUGUCUUAACAACUUGGUACAUCUCUUGGAUACUCUUCAAAAUCUAUGUUACAGAGGCUCAUCUGUUUCCUGUUCAACCACCAUUUGCGGAAGAAUCAGAUGAAUGCCUUCCUAAAGUUUUAAACAGCAAUCCUCCCCUCAUCAUAAAGUAUUUGGCCUUACAGGACCUGAUGUUGCUUUCUCAAUAUUCUCCUUCUCGAAGACAAGAAGUUUUUAGUCUUAGCCAACCAGGUGGACAUCCCCACAAUUGGACAGCCAUUUCAAGGGAGUGUUUGAAUCUUAUAAAUGAUAUGACUCAGAAACUGGUUGUCUACCAAGAAGCCGCUGCUAUAAAUGGAAGAGUAGGAUCUUCAUACCCAGUGGAACCUAAGAUAUUGAAUUGCCCAGAAGAAAUUACUUUUCAGACACCAAAAUCUAGCCAGGUGACUCAGCCUUCAGUGCCUCCAUUAGUUAAAACAUCACUGUUUUCUUCAAAAUUAUCUACACCUGAUGCUGUAAGUCCCCUUCGGGCCCCUUUUGCCUCUGGUGUAAUGAACCGAGUGACUGGCAUUUUGGAUGUAAACACUUGCUGUGGGUCACAUCAAAGUCCUCAGCUUAGAAGAAGAGAGCCAAGAUUAUGGUCAUCUGCAUCUGAUCAGCAGAUGACAGAAUUUUCUAAUCCUUCUCCAUCUACUUAUGUUGGUUCUGAGGGUAAGAUAGUGGGACAACCCAACGUGAUCUAUUCAUGGAUUCAAAAUAAACGUGAACAGAUUAAGAACUUCUUAUCAAAACGAGUGCUCAUAAUGUAUUUAUUCAGUAAGCACCCAGAAGCCUCUAUUCAGGCUGUUUUUUCAGAUGCCCAACUGCAUAUUUGGGCAUUAGAAGGCCUUUCUCACUUAGUAGCUGCAUCAUUUACAGAAGAUAGAUUUGGGGUUGUCCAGACAACACUACCAGCUAUUCUUAAUGCUUUACUGACGCUGCAAGAGGCUGUUGACAAGUACUUCAAGCUUCCUCAUGCGUCCAGUAAACCACCUCGGAUUUCAGAAAGCCUUGUGGACACUUCUUAUAAAACAUUAAGAUUUGCAUUCAGAGCAUCAUUAAAAACUGCUAUCUAUAGAAUAACUACUACUUUUGGUGAACAUCUGAAUGCUGUGCAAGCAUCUGCAGAACAUCAGAAAAGACUUCAACAGUUCUUGGAGUUCAAAGAAUAG
Molecule: messenger RNA, 2022 nt
Organism: Elephantulus edwardii (Cape elephant shrew)
Lineage: Eukaryota; Metazoa; Chordata; Mammalia; Macroscelidea; Macroscelididae
Gene: NDC1
Product: NDC1 transmembrane nucleoporin
Exons: 18
Coding region: 1-2022 (673 amino acids)
Biological process (GO): nuclear pore organization
Cellular component (GO): nuclear pore transmembrane ring
Molecular function (GO): protein-macromolecule adaptor activity
Source: RefSeq, a predicted model, not a curated record